CCCCCCUGCCAAUGGCUGCAAAACCCGCCUUACGACGACGAGUCCUGAAUAUAUCCUCCAAACAAUUCUCAACAUCCACCCGCUCACGGGCAGGCAUCGCUGCCCCCGAGAUCAAUUUCAAGAACCCGACCGAGGCGGGAGGGAGUGACGGCGAGGCGCCGCUCUUCUAUGCUCGGCUGGUGCCCGACUCACCCUCAUAUUUCACCGCGCAGCCGGUGUUCACCGACGACCUCCUCUCUCUCCAGAAUCUCCUCCAGAGGUAUGCCAGCCUCCCCGUCGUGAAGCCCGGCGAGGCGCCCCGAGUGGCAUGGCAAACGCUGGCCGAGUAUCGAAACAUUGUUGGUGAGCCGGUCAAGGCGACGAAGUAUCAGAGGAUCCUCGAAAUCCUGCACCGGCUCAACCACAUCCACCCAUCUCUCAUGCCUGCCGAGGUGACCUCCACAUUGAACCAGUACAAGCGGGAGGUCAACCCGUUCAAGAACACCGCCAAGUCCCCCUUCAUUGAUGAAUGGGGCAAGGCAUUGGGGGUGGGCCGGAGGAAAACUUCGACGGCCAGGGCGUGGGUAGUGGAGGGCACGGGAGAGAUCCUGAUCAACGGCAAGACGCUUGCCCAAACAUUUGGCCGGGUCCAUGAUAGAGAGAGCGCCGUCUGGGCGCUGAAAGCCACGGGGAGGAUCGACAAAUAUAAUGUGUGGGCUCUUGUCUCUGGGGGAGGGACGACAGGUCAAGCGGAGGCUAUGACACUGGCGGUUGCAAAGGCACUGCUCGCUCACGAGCCAGACUUGAAGCCCGCAUUACGGAGAGCGGGAUGUAUAACUCGGGAUCCAAGGAAGGUGGAGAGGAAGAAGCCCGGAAAACGCAAGGCUCGCAAGAUGCCAGCCUGGGUCAAGAGAUAGGCACUCUUUUCAUGUAUGUAUAAUUAUGUAUGAAGAUCGGCGUCAAGAGGGAGCGGACCCCCGCAUGCAUCAAACAAUCUAUCUAUGUGUUCCUGCUUCAGUAUUGCGAGGUUGUCUAGAAGUUUAGCAUUCAUCGCCCAGCCUAUCGCGCACCAACAUCUCCGUGCCUCUUCUCAAGACCAUUGGAGGAGCAGACCAGAUUGCCAACCACUCCACCCCUGAUCGAUAUCGACCAGACAACUGCUAGCCGUUCUAUUGAUGCCUCCGGAAACUUCUUCACAUAUGUAUUCGAGGUCUCUGAACUGCUACUGUACAUAUGGAAGUCCAUAGAAAGAUGGGUAAUACAAAACAGAAGAGCCAUGUACCUAGACUUUUAUACCUACAUUACUACAUCUAGAUAUCAAAUUGAAACCGAAGAAAAAUUUCCACGUC
Molecule: messenger RNA, 1328 nt
Organism: Amorphotheca resinae ATCC 22711
Lineage: Eukaryota; Fungi; Ascomycota; Leotiomycetes; Helotiales; Amorphothecaceae
Exons: 2
Coding region: 12-896 (294 amino acids)
Biological process (GO): translation
Cellular component (GO): ribosome; mitochondrial small ribosomal subunit
Molecular function (GO): structural constituent of ribosome; RNA binding
Source: RefSeq, a predicted model, not a curated record